AUUAACAUGUUCAACCAGUUUCGACAAUGUGGUACAACUGCUCGAGCGCUCAGACCUCUAGCUCCAGUUACCCGUCCUUGCCUUGGGUGAUUUCAACAAUAUGUUUGCAUUCACGAACCUCUUAUUCACUAUCACAUCUCUGGCAUUGUUGGCACUCUCACUACCACUGAACUUGAGGGAUGUGGUAGAUCCGCCCAUCACUAGUCCAACGGCGGGCACUGUAUGGCAUGUCGGAGAGAAGCAACUGAUAACUUGGAGCACUGACGGUUUGUCUUCUAACGUCACCAAUCCGGUUGGGAUGCUGGUUCUGGGAUACAUGUACAACAAUAGCGAGAAUUUAAUGUUGAAUUCACCACUUGCAACGAACAUCAAUUAUACGGACGGUCAAGUUCUGAUCACCGUCCCCAAUGUGGAGACACGAGAAGAUUAUAUCGUUGUUUUGUUUGGGGACUCUGGCAAUGCUAGUCCAGAGUUCACCAUCAUCAACGACAGUUCAUCUUCGUCUGCUCCUGCGCCGUCCACAUCUUCAGUUCAGUCGGUCACUCCUACGGGUAGCGUAUCCCCUACAGGUCAAACUCCCUCGGAAACCCUGACAUCAACUCUGGUUAAUUCGACUCCCACAACAACUUCUGGCAUAACACUUGCAGCCGGGGCAUCUACGCCUACUUUAAGUUCUGGCACAUCCUCAGUUGUCACGUCUACUGCAACGUCAACACAAACUACACACACGGGUGCUGCAUGGAGGAACCAUGCGUCAGGCGCAUCAAUUAUACUCGCCUUGGUAUCACUGCUCUACAUCCUGUAG
This is a messenger RNA of Suillus subaureus, 805 nucleotides long. RefSeq lists its product as uncharacterized. The transcript is spliced from 4 exons. The record is from RefSeq and is a predicted model, not a curated record. Bases 101 to 805 code for a protein of 234 amino acids. Lineage: Eukaryota; Fungi; Basidiomycota; Agaricomycetes; Boletales; Suillaceae.